This is a messenger RNA of Egretta garzetta (little egret), 3151 nucleotides long. RefSeq names its product SET domain containing 3, actin histidine methyltransferase (gene SETD3). Gene Ontology annotation, biological process: peptidyl-lysine trimethylation; peptidyl-lysine monomethylation; actin modification. The annotation marks the transcript as partial. The record is from RefSeq and is a predicted model, not a curated record. The transcript has 7 exons. Gene Ontology annotation, molecular function: histone H3K4 methyltransferase activity; histone H3K36 methyltransferase activity; protein binding. Lineage: Eukaryota; Metazoa; Chordata; Aves; Pelecaniformes; Ardeidae.
UCUGAAACUUGCAUUUCCCAGACCCAUCCUAAUGCCAGCAAACUGCCCUUAAAGGAUUCUUUCACUUAUGACGACUACAGAUGGGCGGUUUCCUCUGUUAUGACGCGGCAGAACCAGAUUCCAACAGAAGAUGGUUCCAGAGUUACAUUGGCUCUAAUACCUUUAUGGGACAUGUGUAAUCAUACUAAUGGACUGAUCACUACAGGCUACAAUUUAGAAGAUGACCGGUGUGAAUGCGUAGCACUUCAGGAUUUCAAGGCUGGAGAACAGAUUUACAUUUUUUAUGGCACUCGGUCAAACGCUGAAUUUGUGAUCCACAGUGGUUUUUUCUUUGAUAAUAAUUCACAUGACAGAGUGAAAAUAAAGCUUGGCGUGAGUAAAAGUGACAGGCUGUAUGCUAUGAAGGCAGAGGUCUUAGCUCGUGCUGGUAUCCCAACUUCUAGUGUUUUUGCUUUGCACUCUACUGAGCCUCCAAUCUCUGCCCAGCUUUUGGCUUUCCUUCGAGUGUUUUGUAUGAGUGAAGAAGAGCUGAAGGAACACUUGAUAGGCGAGCAUGCUAUUGAUAAAAUCUUCACUCUGGGGAACUCUGAGUUUCCUGUUAGUUGGGACAAUGAAGUUAAACUUUGGACAUUCCUAGAAGCCAGAGCAUCCCUUCUGUUGAAAACCUAUAAAACAACUGUGGAGGAUGAUAAGUCCUUCUUGGAGACCCAUGAUCUUACUUCACAUGCGAUAAUGGCUAUCAAAUUGCGUUUAGGUGAAAAAGAGAUCUUGGAGAAAGCAGUGAAGAGUGCAGCUGCUAGCCGAGAGUAUUAUACCAAACAAAUGGCAGAUGGAGCUCCGCUUCCUAAAUAUGAAGAGAGCAAUAUUGCCUUGUUGGAGAACACUGUGGCAGACUCUAGACUCCCUAUUGUCUUGAGAAACCUAGAAGAUGUGGAAGAGCAAGGGGACUUAAAGAUCGAUGAAGCUAUUGAUGCUGAAGUCACAGAGAAUGGGUUUGUAAAUGGUGAAAACUCUCUAUUUAAUGGGACCAAAUCAGAAAGUGAAAAUCUAAAUAAAGAGAAAAGCAACAGAGAGACUGAAGAUGCCAAAGAAUCUUCUUCAGAAAGUACUGAUGAGGUUAAAGAAUAGUCCUAAAAUUUUACUUUCUUGUGAAAUUAAAUUAGCUGAAGUUUAUGAACAGUGCAUUUAUGUUGGUGUGUUUCUUUGUUAACACUUCUCUUUCUGCAGAGAAAAAUGUUUUUGCUGCUUUAUAUAAAAAUGAAUUUUUAAGUUAUUUAAAAGAUUUAGCAUCCCUUUUCAAUUAAGAUUGCCAUCUUGCUUUCAGGCAAAAACUGGUGAAAGAGGUGCCUUUGGAAGAUUUUGCAGCCCUUUGUUGAACCAAAUGUAUUUUCUUCCUGGGGAAGAAUUAAGCUCUUCUAUCUGCUGUGCUUUUGUUGUUCUGUCACUCUGACUACCGAAAUUAAAAGCUUGCUCUGCCUCCUGCCAAGAAAAGCAGAAGGCAGGACUGACUCGGUAUUCAGCAUGAAGGUGGGAGAGCAGUACAGCAGAAAACUGGAUAAGAGGAUCAGAAACUUGGGAGACUGGAGGAAAACCUGUUUAAAAUCAGGUAUGCCAGUCCAGAAAAAGGUAAGGUGGCAACCUUAUGAUUGGUAGUUUUAAAUGUUGAUGAGAAUCCAAAUUGUAUACACUUAAAGUGAUCUCUGAAGAUUUCAGUUUACUUUGUCUUUUGUUUACUGUAUAAAAAUAUCUCAUCUUUCUUCUUCAGUCAGAGUUAGGCUGCUACAAUACAACAUUCACCAACUUUUAAAGGCUGACUUCUUUUUAUUUCCAGGCGGUACCUUUUAUUUACAAGGUUGGCAGUGCUACUGGAGAGUUUGAAAGCAGAUAGGCCAAGCUACAGCUUUAAACUGUACUGUUCAGAGUGAGGUUGCUUCCCAGCUUCUUCAGGUUUUCACAACUAGCUGAAAGCUACACUUUUGACUAAACCAUUAUUAAAGGAAAAUAUGAUUAAUAUUCCUGUCUGCUACUCCUUCAUUUCUGUGUGGUCGGAUGUAACAUUGGAUGUGACAUGGUUACCUGAUCUUACUCGACUUUGUCUUUUGGUUAAGAUACUAAUCGAUGCUGUUUUCUUGAAGGAAAUGGCAGGCAGGCUAAUGUAUUUUUGGCCCAAGUCCAGACCACAGCCAAGUCUGAAAUACGCUUUGCCAUUUAGAUCAUGUCUCCGUCUGGUGCACGUUUCUUGGGAUACCUCUGCAAGUUAAGCAGGUCUACUGUCUCCAGCAGUUACGGUCACCCUCAUACUGUAUGUUUUAACUUCUAGGUGGAAACAAUACAAUCAUAGCAUAGUGCAAUAUCAGAACAAGGGUAAUUCCAAGGCUUGACUUUGAAAUUACCUGGGUAUUGGGAGGAAAGGAGGGUGGAAUAUUUUUAUUUUGUAGGUGAAUGGAGAGGGGCAUAAAGUGAUUUAAUUCUGUUCUCAAGGACUCUGUCUUUUACCUUUGUAAAGUUAAGUUCAAGAUAAUGGCUAGAAUGCAGAAGCUUGGACAGUAGUUUAAAGCUCAAUCCAAGAUCAGUUGCAGUAAAAUGUCUUCUGGCAUAUUCAUAGUUUUAUUAGACUUUGCUUCUUUUAUACUGCAGCUUGGAAAAUGUGUUUUUGCAUAAAUCUUUGGUGCAAUACACAUGAUAAGUAGUGACUUUCUUUCAGGUUGUCAUAGCAGUUUUGGUGUUCAGCUAGUAUCAGUGCGGGGAAAAUAGGAAACAUAGUUUUUUAAAGAAGUAUUUCACUAAGAAUGGCACGUUGCCAUUGCACCUUGGAUAUUGCUUCACCACUAACAAGAUGCUGGACCAGUAUUUUUGUAACUAUAUGCUGCCUUUGGUAGAAUGUUAUGAAUUGUUGUCUUGACAGUUUAAAUGUCAUGCAAGAGUCAUUACAUUUCGGUUUUUAUUAGGACCAAUAUUCCAUUUCUGUUUCUGCCACUUACAUUGCACAACAUUGUACUAGAUACUAUGAUGCAAUUCUGAAACUAGCCUUCCCUGAAAAUUAUAACUGUAACUCAUAAUUUAAAUGCUUUGAUUCAGUCUGAUACACUGUAUUUUGUUCCAGUGUUUGCUGAUAUCUAUGGCUUAGCAAAGCCUGUGGUCACCACGGGAC